AUGAUCAAGUUAUACACGCAAAACGGUGAUGCUGAUCAAGGAAAACACUUGUUUGAAGAAAUGCCACACAGAGAUCUUGUUUCAUGGAAUGCGAUAAUUGCUGUUUAUGCCCAGAGAGGUCGUUUCCAGGCGUUUUCUUUGGUUUGCUGCUGGGAUUCCUAUUCAUGGAACACAAUUCUAGUGGUAUAUGCUCUAGAUGGAAAUAUUUGUGAUGCUAAGAAAGCGUUCGAUGAGAUGCCAACUUGGAACUUGGUCUCCUGGAACACGAUUCUUGCAGCAUAUGCCCAGACCGGGCAGCGAUCCAGCUCUUCUGGGCGACGGCGAUUGAAAGAGGCCGAGGAUGUCCUGGAGAAUAUGCCUUUGCCAGCAGAAGGAGUUGCAUGGGCAACGUUUCUUACCGCGUGCAAAAACCACAGGGAGAUGAAUCGAGGGAUGCAUGCUGCAGAAUUUACGUGCCAGUCCAGCCUUUGCAGUGGGUUUGCUAUAGCCAGCAACACAAGAUCCAAUGCUGCUGUUGUGAAUUUGAGCAGCAGCACUGCGCUCCUCCUGCUCCACAUCAGUGCCAUGCUAGGCAUGGCAAUCCGGAUUCUCAAGACCAUGCCGGUGAGAGUCUAUCAUGAGCUCCUGUUGAAAGUUGGAAGUAGUGGUGUGAAAUGCUUGCGUUUGAGGCGCAGGUGGAGAUGGGCUCAUUGA
Molecule: messenger RNA, 693 nt
Organism: Selaginella moellendorffii
Lineage: Eukaryota; Viridiplantae; Streptophyta; Lycopodiopsida; Selaginellales; Selaginellaceae
Product: pentatricopeptide repeat-containing protein At2g35030, mitochondrial-like
Exons: 3
Coding region: 1-693 (230 amino acids)
Biological process (GO): RNA modification
Molecular function (GO): protein binding; RNA binding
Source: RefSeq, a predicted model, not a curated record